Molecule: messenger RNA, 2412 nt
Organism: Asparagus officinalis (garden asparagus)
Lineage: Eukaryota; Viridiplantae; Streptophyta; Magnoliopsida; Asparagales; Asparagaceae
Product: protein NPG1
Exons: 5
Coding region: 143-2233 (696 amino acids)
Molecular function (GO): protein binding
Source: RefSeq, a predicted model, not a curated record
CACGGAUCUCGCGCGUUCCGGUCACCACCCUCCUCGAGUCCCGUCACCCCCCCUCGAUCGAACCCCAGCUUAAAAAAAGAAGGAAAGACUCCGCCACAGAUCGAUCCUCUCGAAGAUCGGAUGAUCGCAGGAGGAGGAAGCAAUGGGGAUCGAAGCGGAUGCUGCCGUCGGCGAGAAGGUCCUCUCGAUCAACGGGCUCUCGAUGAAGGCCUCCGAGGUCGAGGCCAAGCUCGAUGAGGGCGACAUCCAAGAGGCCGAGUCCUCGCUUCGAGAGGGCCUCGCCCUCAAUUUCGAGGAAGCGAGAGCCCUCCUUGGAAGGCUCGAGUACCAGAGAGGUAAUGUGGAAGCUGCCCUUCGAGUAUUUGAUGGGAUAGACCUCCAGGCUGCUAUACAACGUUUGCAACCGUCUCCUGAAAAGCCGCCUCCUUCAAGGAGGAGCCGGUCACGAAGUGAAUCUUUAACUUCUAUUUCCCAGUCCCAACAUGCUGCUGGCCUUGUUCUUGAAGCCAUAUAUUUGAAGGCUGUGUCUCUUCAGAAACUUGGCAAGAUCACUGAGGCCGCUCAAGAAUGUAAAAGUGUCCUUGAUGCUGUGGAGAAGAUGUUUCAAAAUGGCAUACCAGAUGCUACUACGGACAGUAAGCUACAGGAUACAGUUACAAAGGCUGUAGAAUUCCUUCCAGAACUCUGGAAACAAGCUGGCAAGUUUCAGGAAGCUCUAACUUCAUACAGACGUGCUCUUCUCAGUCACUGGAAUUUAGAUAAUGACUGCUGUGCAAGGAUACAGAAAAGGUUUGCUGUGCUUUUGUUGCAUGGUGGCAUUGAAGCUGGCUCCCCCAGUCUCGCUGCACAAACUGAUGGUGCCUUUGUUCCAAAGAACAACUUAGAAGAGGCUAUCCUACUUCUCAUGAUAUUGUUAAGGAAAUGGCAGCUUGGUAAGAUCCAAUGGGAUCCUUCAGUGAUGGAGCAUUUAACCUUUGCAUUGUCUCUAUGUGGCCAGACUUCUACAUUGGCAAGGCACUUUGAAGAACUCCUGCCUGGAACUUUUCCUCGUUAUGAUAGAUGGAACAGUUUGGCUCUCUGUUACCGUGGAGCUGGACAGGACAUAGAUGCCUUAAAUCUGCUGAGGAAAUCCCUAAGCAAACUUGAAAGUCCAGAUGAUAUUAUGGCAUUGCUGCUCGCUGCUAAGAUCUGUAGUGAAGAUUGCUUUCUUGCCUCCGAGGGAGUGGAGUAUGCCAGGAGGGCUUUGUCAAAUUGUCAAGCAGCUGAUGAGCAUCUAAAGAGUGUCUCUCUCCAUCUUUUAGGUCUUUGCUUGGGAAAACAAGCUAAAGCUGCUUCGUCAGAUCAGGAAAGAUCUCGCCUCAAAGCUGACGCUUUGAAAUCGCUAGACAAGGCAAUCACUCUUGAUCGGCACAAUCCAGAUCUAAUUUUUGACCUAGGCCUUGAAUAUGCUGAAAAUCGCAAUACAAAUGCUGCACUACGAUGUGCUAAAGAGUUCAUUGAUGCGACAGGUGGAUCAGUUUCGAAAGGUUGGAGACUGCUUGCUUUAGUGUUGUCAGCUCAGCAACGGUAUUCAGAGGCCCAAGUGGUCAUCGAUGCAGCUUUAGAUGAGACUGCAAAGUGGGAGCAGGGAGAAUUGCUCAGAAUAAAAGCAAAACUAAAAGUUGCCCAGUCAUCGCCAAUGGAUGCAGUAGAGGCAUAUCGUUUGUUGCUUGCUCUUGUCCAAGCCAGAAGAAAGACCUUUGGAUCUCAAAGGAGUAUUCCUCAGGUCGAUGAUGACAAAUUCAGAGAAUUUGAAGUCUGGCAAGGCCUUGCAAGUUUGUACUCCAGCCUUUCUUAUUGGAAAGAUGCAGAGAUAUGUUUGGAUAAAGCUAGGGCGCUGAAGCCAUAUUCUGCUGCUACUCAGCAUACUGAAGGUGUUAUACACGAAGCUCGUGGGGACAUCAAACAAGCACUUCUCGCUUACAACAAUUCCCUAUCAAUGGAGCUCGACUAUGUCCCUUGCAAAGUCUCAAUCGGCGCCCUUUUAUGGAAAAUGGGAUCGAAAUCCCUUCCAGUAGGUAGAGGAUUCUUAUCUGAUGCUCUAAGGCUCGAACCCACAAACAGAAUGGCCUGGUAUCACUUAGGAAUGAUUCAUAGAGACGAGGGAAGAUUGGCCGACGCUGCUGACUGCUUCCAGGCUGCUUCCAUGCUGGAAGAGUCCAAUCCUGUAGAGAGUUUUAGUUCAAUUUCAUGAGAAUUUUACUUUUUGUUAGAUAAAUCAUUGAUCAUUACAUAUAUGUGAGUGAGCGGGUUUAAAUGUAAAUUGUAUUAAAUUUCUUUUUUGCCAAUUUGUUAUAGUUGCUUUGUUGUUGUGAUGGGUAAAAUAUCUUCAUGGUUUUAGUGAGAAUGGAAGUGGUCUGGUCUUUAAGUGGA